GGGCUUUUAAACUACAACACGCUGCCACACACGAGCUUAUUAAACCCACACAUAGUUCUCCGCCAUGCUGCCGAAAAUAGAAUGCGUUACAUCGUCACAGCGAAUAGAUACACAAAACUGAAAGGACUACCUGGAGAAACAAGCGGAUUGUAUACUCCCAAGUACACCUAUAACCUGAAACGUGUAACAAGGUUCAUGAAAUGUAUUGAGAGGGGGAUCACAGGAAAUUUUGGAAUCAGGGCACUUUUGUUGAAGCCCCAUGACGCUCACCAUACUCACAGCCCAAUCUCAGUCAAAGGUAAUUUUCACUCUCGUCCGUCACAAAUAAUAAAUCGGUAUUUUGCUCACAAAUGCGCCAACCUCAAGAACAGUGUAGUACAAUAUUUCAUGAGCGUUACAGGAAACGCUAAAGCGGGAACAGAAAAUGUGGACGUCAGACCAAUCGGACAUGGACGGAGCCAAAUCAAUCAAUGUUUCUGUAGGUUUGUGACUGACUGGUCCUCACAACUUUUUUACUCGAACCGGCCCCCGUGUAGAUCAAAGUGGAGAGUAAAUAGAAAUGAAUCGUCACUGAAUUUCUGGAACAGAACUGGAAAUAAUCCAUCCACUUUCGGAGUUCUCGACACGGCCGGUCACAACGUGAUUCCAUCAGAAAACCAGGAGGUCUUGUUUACACCAAAUGCGGUCUCUACAUUUAGACCAUUGCCGAUAGCAGCUACAUCCUCAAAUCCAAACCCACUUUGUGAAGAAAACAAAGACGCACCCAUUUUGCAGGUGGACAGAGUGUCCACAAACUUGGAUACUCCAUCAACUCCGGCCUCACGCUUACACUGUGAUGUUGUGCAGCGGUUGCAAUCACUAAUGCAAAGAACAUACAGAGAAAGAAUACAACAAAUGCCCGAAACUGCCAAGUCCGACUUGUUCCGUGGCGUGUCUCUGGAGGAGUUGGUAGGUGGGAGUCCGGAACGUGACUUUCUCACCUGCAAUACAGUUGGUCAAGAUACACCAGCCAUCAGGUUUCAUUCGUUCGGAAGACAGAAAGAGGGAAAUUUACCCAAUGCAACUUGCGGCACCAAAGAAAAAACCGCGUUGGUUUCAUCACAUCCAGAGCGAGAAAUCAGCCGGCUACCAAAACGUCUCCUCAAAAUGAGUGAUUGCAAACGCGGAAACCAUUUUGAGCUCUCUACAGGUCGCACGUUUGCCAGAGGGGUUGCUGGCUGCGAUGUAAUCGCCACGCAGUUGGUCGCUACUCGUAGUGAAUUUGUGAAAUACAACUCAACUUGCGAAACCCAGGAUGGACUUGGCACUCCAUUUAGCUCGCAGCUUCUUGUCCCUGUCACUGACUUGCAGCAAUGCCACACACCUGAAAGCAAAUCCGCAUCUCCGUCGCAGGCAACUGUGGAAGCUCGCCCCAAUGUUGAUGAGGUGCGCCUAGCGGAUCCACUAGGAAUUAGCAUGGGUUCCACAAUCUCCACAAGUCCACAAGUGAUCCCAACGCACCGGACUAUCAAUGACGGAGUUCAAACCGAUUUAACUGAGCACUCAUUUGUGACCCAUCAGCUACAACUUUUGAAAUUCUGUACCUUGAAUGCAGCCCUGCAUUCCGGUGACAUGUGCAGCCAUGGUCAACUUGCGAAUCUCCCCCAUCAAGAACGAAUGAAUGCGAGCAAGUUUUUUCAAAACCUGUUAGAAGACCAGCCAACCUAUAUGAAGUCAUGGGAUUCGCAACAAAUGGAGGAGCAGAUAAAACAAAGUGUGCAGAGUACAGUGACUAGCAUGGCGCAUGUUAAUUACACACCCCAUUCUAGUGAGGCAACGUUACACAGAAGCGCAUUACGGGGUUUAUCUCCUUCAGAUGAUCAGCAAGAGUUUAGUAGCCCGGUAACAUUCAUGCCUUCAUACGUAAGAAGAACGGACUCUUGGUCGUAUUGGCCAUGUGCUGCGCCAUUUAUGGUCACCACUACACCAAAGUUAAAUAAAGAGUACACCCUAGAACAGCCAGGUCUUCUGAGUACGACUGGCCGAACUGGCCUGAAGCUAUUUCGCAGGAGACGCGCUUGUAAUCUGCGGCGCAGUUUGGUGGCAUGCUCGGGUGAGUCCAAACACGCGUCUUCAUCAGAAAGUGAGGAGACCACUGAUGAUACCGGAUCAACGGACCUAAGCGAUAUGUGUGCACCGAAGGGAUCCACUCGUCCCGAAGCGCCGUCUCCCAUAGGGGUACCAUCUGACGUCAACCUAGAAGGAAUAAACACACUAAAGUUGCAUGGUGAUCAUGCUUCACAUGCGUCCAAUGAGCAGGUGGAAAGGAGCAGUGUGCUUCAACAUGUUGUAAGUAACCAGCCCACAUACCUUAAGGAGCGACUGCAUCCAUUGGUCCCUGCAUCGCAUUCCUGCCGUUUCAGGAAACCGCACCUGGUAAGACAGCACAGAGUCGUCGACAUAACCAUAGACGCGGGAUACUAUCCGUCUAAAUGGUCGGUUGAAAGUGACGACGAUUUACAUUCAUUUUACUCCAGGUCUGAUGGCAAUCGCAUGCGGUUAAGACAGUUUAAACCUGCGAACGAAAACGUGCUCAAUAACGGAGCCGUGGGUACGGCAGCUAGUUCACCCGCAUUUCCUUCAGAUAAGCGCAGGUGUCAAAAGUCCAGUACUACUCGAGUCAAACAGUUUCGGACAAAUCUCGGACUCCAGGCUAAUGCGUCCAAGACUAUACAGCGUACUAGCGGACUACGUUGCCUGAAUACGCCGCUUCAGCCAAUGGUUCCUUUGAGAUGCCGUAAGUGUGAGUCGCCUAAGGUGCUAACGCAUUACUCACCCAAAGGGCGCCGUGAUUCUAUUAACUUACGAGGACCUAUCAGACCCCAGAGCGCGUCAGGUUAUGCACCACGUAUCUCACACACAAUGCACAUGGCAAACGAAGCACAACAGACUUGUAAAAACCAUGGAGGAACAUCUCACUCGGGGGGCUGCACUCCAAUUUAUGGAGGGAGGUGCAAUAGGCGGACAACGCCGCGCACGAAUGUGGCAAACACCUAUCCCACAAUAGAGGACCUGGUGACACAUUGCGUUAACGCCACUAGAUCUACCGCCGCACCAAGCAAAACACAAAAUCGAAAAUCUAGGCAAUGUUCGAUGCCGAGACAAACCUGGAUCCCAAGUUCCGGUGGAGUUGGAGUACAAGAUCUGCAAAAAUUGAUAGAGAUGUAUAUUGCCGACAGUGUAGCCUCCAGCAACCUAGAUAAAUCUGCUGAUUCCCGAGCAAAGCGACCUAGUGCCCCUGGUUCGGCGUUGGACCAUAUGUGUAAACGGUACCUCAGAACGUUUGGUGCGCGACCUAAGAGUUGUGAAAUUAAAAGCCUUGGAACCCUUCCGUUUGUAACGCAAAAUUCGCGCCUCCGCAAGCAAUCGGCUCCCCCGGAUGGCUUGAGGAUGCACAGUUCAUGCUCUGGCAAGAGUUUCGAUGGUUCCAUGAAUGCUACCCAAUUGUUUAUUGGAGGCGGUACUCAAAACGCAGAAUUUUCGGAGGUAUCCAUGGAAUCUCACAAAGAUACAGUGAUGUUCUCGUGUCAGCCUUCACCUAGACCCGAUCCUAGGAAGAUGGUAGAGAGAUCGGAAUCUGAACAAUAUGGUUUCGCCACACUAAGCUCAGUUAACCGAAACUUCACUGGUAACGGUGCACUGGAUGAUGCAUCCUCUUCUCAGCUUCGAGCAGUGGAUCAGAGAAUUGGAGAAGCUCUUCACGGCACACUGGAGCGCAUCCUGUUUGACGCAGCGGAUCAGUUGGCCUCACUGGCAACAUCCACACAAUCAAGCCGCUCACUCAAGCUGGUGUCUCGGUUAGAUUUUAUCGAAGACUCCGUGGAUGAUUCCACAAUCGAUAACCGAGAGCCCUGUGUCAUUCGGUCAUAUGAAUUUGUGCACCAAACGCCACAAACUAGCUCAGGUGACCAAAAGUCCAAAACGAUAUUAGUUAACAGACAGCCGGUGGUGAUCGGGGCUCGAUAUUCGGAAGAAAGUUCAUCAAGUUUGCUGAAGCAAAGAACAGGCUCAGGGCUUUGGUGUUGCGCACAUCGGACGAAGGAGUACAGGGCUCGUUCUAGAUGACCCAUAUGCAGUCGCAUUUAGUGAAUGAACACCCCCAAGUGCCUUUCGCCACUGCUAUCCAUAGUCGCACUAUGAUGUGUCGUAUUCUUCAGGAUAUGGCAUUUAGUGGACUCAUUUUACAUUUCAACCUACGGCCAUUGUCAAGCAGCCUUCCAGCUCAUCCACAGUGACGUUUUUUUGCUGCUUACAUAUUAGCCGAUUGCAUUGUUUUAUUUUUGCUUAACUGCUUGUCUCCAGUCUUUGGAUUCUGUUUUGUCAAAUGAUUUGUGCUUCGUCCCUCGCUAAAGCUAUUCAUUCUGAUAUAUCGUGUGUUUGGU
This is a messenger RNA of Dicrocoelium dendriticum, 4421 nucleotides long. The record is from the annotation of a GenBank genome assembly. NCBI's taxonomy places the organism in Eukaryota, Metazoa, Platyhelminthes, Trematoda, Plagiorchiida, Dicrocoeliidae.